AUGGUGGCCGGCUCCAGGUCGUCGUUGAGGCGUCCUACACUACGAGGCCACAAAUCAUCCAGGUCCAACAGUCCCGUCAACAACGAACCACCACCUCUCCUCCCAAAAUCCGGCAAUGAAGGCAUAGCACUCAGAUCUAAACGGCUUCGAGCUGCUACUAUCACCACGCCCGAGCAUGACCUGAAGAGACGCCGGUUGUCGACAACCAAGAGCGAUAUACCACAAUUACGUAUCCCGCUACGCAGUCGAGGGGGUUUACCUAAAGCCCUCUCACCACCUCCCGCCACCACCACCCCGAGUGUGGUGCACCCCAAGCCUGCUACCAAUGCAAAUACCGCACAUAUCAACCUCGCACCCAUCGACUUGCCUGCAUCACCAGGCGAAAAGUCACAAUAUGAUCAGAUCAGAAUUAUUGAAGAGAAGGCGAGAGCCGCAAUUCGAGGAGGCGGUCAAUCCACAAACCACGAAGACCGGCGAAAAUUACGCUCAGAGGAUGGAGGGUCUCGGGCUAAAACGGAGCUUGCGCAGUAUUUCCCUGACUUUGAGGAGAUGCUGAGUUUGAAGCCGCCCGAUCCAGAAGCAUUGACUGUUAGGACGAGGGUCGUCCUAGUUGACGAUACGCCUGACUUCGAGCCGCAUCCCUCCAAGUCCGACCCCUUUGGAGCGCAUAAGCCGCUGCAUAACACACAAAUAAUCCGCCUGGGCCUACCGGACGGCACUGGCCACCCUCGCCCAGCCGACCCUCUGGGCGAGGAUGUGUACAUCAAGAUCCAUGCAAAGGCUGAAAGGCACGAGAAACAGAUGAAGAACAGUGACAGAGAACGAGCCCAGCAUGAAAAGUACCAACUGGAAAAGCUCCUUGAUGACCUGCGGGGACCGGACUGGUUGAAGACUCUUGGAAUAAGCGGCAUCACUGACACAGAGAAGAAGCGAUACGAGCCUAAACGACUGCUGUUUAUCCGAGAAACUCAAGCUCUGAUUGACAAGUUUAAAAGAUGGAAGGAAGAAGAGAAACGCAGAAAGCUGGAGCGAGAGCAGGAGAUGCUGGAAGCGGCCGUACUGGAAGGCGAGGAAGAACAGGAUGAAGGCGAAGACGCGGAUAACGAGGGCUCAAACAGCGCUUCAGGCGUUGAGGAAGGAAGCCUCGAUAGUGCCUCGACCCAUGCCCCGAAUUCUAGUGAGCUCGACGCGCUUGCGUCGCAACAACUGAUCGAGGAGGCCAAGAUUGCCAGCAAACGCAGAAAGCCGACACCCGCACAAUGGGUCGAGCUUUUGCCGCCUAAGCCGUUCACUUCCUUCUUUAACAAAAGACACCUCCGAGAUGCUGCGGUUGCAGGCCGUCAGAGGGGGCGAACUCUUCUUGCUUUCGGAAGUCCCAUCCCUGACUUUUCAGAGGAAGAAUUUGAGCUGCCGUACGAUAUUCUUACGGACGAAGCGAUCAAAGCAAGGCAUCGGUCUCACAGGCGACUGAGGAGAGGUGCCACUUGA
Molecule: messenger RNA, 1488 nt
Organism: Fonsecaea multimorphosa CBS 102226
Lineage: Eukaryota; Fungi; Ascomycota; Eurotiomycetes; Chaetothyriales; Herpotrichiellaceae
Exons: 2
Coding region: 1-1488 (495 amino acids)
Cellular component (GO): SAS acetyltransferase complex
Molecular function (GO): histone acetyltransferase activity
Source: RefSeq, a predicted model, not a curated record